Drechmeria coniospora is the source of this 543-nucleotide messenger RNA. RefSeq lists its product as uncharacterized. NCBI's taxonomy places the organism in Eukaryota, Fungi, Ascomycota, Sordariomycetes, Hypocreales, Ophiocordycipitaceae. The record is from RefSeq and is a predicted model, not a curated record. The coding region runs from base 1 to 543 and encodes 180 amino acids. The transcript has a single exon.
AUGUCGCCACGCCCGCCGCCGCCUGAGGCCUUUGUCAACCCUCUCCCGCCACCGCCGCCGUCCUCCUCCUGGGCGUCAUCGCCGCUUCUCCUCCUCCGCUCCGUCGUGCCGACUCUCCCUUCUCUGCCGACAUUCUUUUUCAUCCUCGGAUUCCUCCUCGGCCUUAUCGUCGCCUUAAACCUGCACCGCGAGUUCUUUUCCCAGAGUCCAGGGGAGGGAAACGAUGACGAGAUUCAUCACCACCAACUUGGCGCUCCGAAAAUUCCUCACCCUUCUCACUGCCAACACCACCAUCGCCACCACCUGACACUCAACCGCCCGUGUCAACACAUUGCGAAGACACACCGCAAACGACCCCUCUACGAUAUCGCCGGAGGGCUACUCCACCUCGCCCCAGGGCUACCGCGUCCCCGACCAGCCAUCUGCGUCCACUGCCUCGUCGCGCGCGUCGCCGAGGAUGCGAGCCAACCGCCAUCGCUGUCGUAUGGGUACAUGGACGAUGAGAAUCUCGUGGUAGAAGUUCCUCUGUCGGGGCGCAAAUGA